Molecule: messenger RNA, 2694 nt
Organism: Arvicola amphibius (Eurasian water vole)
Lineage: Eukaryota; Metazoa; Chordata; Mammalia; Rodentia; Cricetidae
Gene: Pdpk1
Product: 3-phosphoinositide dependent protein kinase 1
Exons: 14
Coding region: 95-1774 (559 amino acids)
Biological process (GO): intracellular signal transduction; peptidyl-serine phosphorylation
Molecular function (GO): ATP binding; protein serine/threonine kinase activity
Source: RefSeq, a predicted model, not a curated record
CCAUUGCUGGGGCUCCGCCGCGGGGAGGAGGACGCUGAGGAGGCGCCGAGCAGCGCAACGCUGCGGGGGAGGCGCCCGCGCCGAAGCGGGGCUCAUGGCCAGGACCACCAGCCAGCUGUAUGAUGCUGUUCCCAUUCAAUCCAGUGUGGUGCUAUGUUCCUGCCCAUCCCCAUCAAUGGUGAGGUCCCAGACUGAGUCCAGUUCGGCCCCUGGCAUGCCUAGUGGUGUUACCAGGCAGGGACCCACCAUGGAUGGCACCACAGCCGAAGCCCGACCAAGUACCAACCCCUUGCAGCAGCACCCUGCCCAGCUGCCACCACAGCCUCGCAAGAAGCGGCCUGAAGACUUCAAGUUUGGGAAAAUCCUUGGCGAGGGCUCUUUUUCGACAGUUGUUCUGGCCCGAGAACUGGCCACUUCCAGAGAAUAUGCUAUUAAAAUUCUGGAGAAACGGCAUAUUAUAAAAGAGAACAAAGUCCCUUACGUAACUAGAGAGAGAGAUGUGAUGUCACGCCUGGAUCACCCAUUCUUUGUGAAACUUUACUUUACAUUUCAGGACGACGAAAAGUUGUAUUUUGGCCUUAGUUAUGCCAAAAAUGGAGAGUUACUUAAAUACAUCCGCAAAAUUGGUUCAUUUGAUGAAACCUGUACCCGCUUUUACACGGCUGAGAUUGUGUCUGCUUUAGAGUACUUGCACGGAAAGGGCAUCAUUCACAGAGACCUUAAACCAGAAAACAUUUUGUUAAAUGAAGACAUGCACAUCCAGAUCACAGAUUUUGGAACAGCAAAAGUGUUAUCCCCAGAGAGCAAACAAGCUAGGGCCAACUCAUUUGUAGGAACAGCACAGUAUGUUUCUCCAGAGCUGCUCACAGAGAAGUCGGCGUGUAAGAGUUCAGACCUUUGGGCUCUUGGAUGUAUAAUCUAUCAGCUUGUGGCAGGACUUCCACCGUUCAGAGCCGGAAAUGAAUAUCUUAUAUUUCAGAAGAUUAUUAAGCUGGAAUAUGAUUUCCCAGAGAAAUUCUUUCCUAAGGCAAGAGAUCUUGUGGAAAAACUCUUGGUUUUAGAUGCCACAAAGCGUUUAGGCUGUGAAGAGAUGGAAGGGUACGAGCCUCUCAAAGCUCAUCCAUUCUUUGAGUCCAUCACAUGGGAGAAUCUGCACCAGCAGACACCUCCAAAACUUACAGCUUAUUUGCCAGCCAUGUCAGAAGAUGAUGAAGACUGCUAUGGCAACUAUGACAAUCUCCUGAGUCAGUUUGGCUGCAUGCAGGUGUCAUCCUCCUCCUCUUCCCACUCCCUAUCUGCGGUGGAUACCAGCCUGCCCCAGAGGUCAGGCAGCAACAUAGAGCAGUACAUCCAUGAUUUGGACACUAACUCUUUUGAACUAGACUUACAGUUUUCAGAAGAUGAAAAAAGGUUGUUAUUGGAAAAGCAAGCCGGUGGAAACCCUUGGCACCAGUUUGUAGAAAAUAAUCUAAUAUUAAAAAUGGGCCCAGUGGAUAAGCGAAAGGGUUUAUUUGCAAGACGACGGCAGUUAUUACUCACGGAAGGGCCACAUUUAUAUUAUGUUGAUCCUGUCAACAAAGUCUUGAAAGGUGAAAUUCCAUGGUCACAAGAACUCCGACCAGAGGCCAAGAAUUUUAAAACGUUUUUUGUCCACACGCCUAACAGGACGUAUUACCUGAUGGAUCCAAGCGGGAAUGCUCACAAGUGGUGCAGAAAGAUCCAGGAGGUUUGGAGGCAGCGGUACCAGAGCCAUCCAGAUGCUGCUGUGCAGUGACGCGGCCUGCGGCCGGGCUGCCUAUCGCUGCCAGGACACCUGCCCCAGCGCGGCUCGGCCGCCACCCAGGACGCUUCCAGACCACCUGCCAGCCAUCUCAAGGAGAACAUGGAUGGUGGAAACCUUGCAGCUUUUUUAUUUAAAAGAAAAGAAAAAAAGAACCCAGCCACACAAAGAACAAAACAAAUAACCAACAAGCAGGAAUUCAGGGUCGCUUUGCUUGCUCUCUGUGCUUUGUGGUGGCUUCCAUGUGCUGCUGUGGCCAUGGAGACCCAGCUCCUUGCACGGUAGCUCAGCUUCUGCCCAGACCAGUGACCAGAUUUGGCAUCACCAGCCCCUCCUAGCAUCCACAGGAACUGCAUGCCUGCUUCUACCCUUCCCCACCUGAUAAACACAGCUCCUGCUGUAACUGAGGGACCGGGUGUAUCUGGCUCUCCUUCACCAGAGAGCCUCUUUACUCUGCUGGGUUGAUCACCAGCUCACUGUGGGUACAGGGCUCUUAGCUUGUGUGUGUACCUCCUUCCCUGAGUCCCUUAUAUGGCCCUAGAGAUGUGGUCAGGUAUGUUUCUGUGGUUCCUGCCCUACCAUAGGCAGGCUGAUGGUGAGAAGUAUGCAGGCUGCUGUGGUUACAGUCUGCUCUCAUUGGGCUCUGCUCUAGCAUUCCACUUCCUAGCACUUCAUCCAGAGAAUGAGACACUAAGCACGUGUCCAGCAGGGGUGCUGUCAUACCAGCACCUAGAUAACAUCAACUAGAUCACUAUCGGGUACAGAAUCCUGCCCUGACUUGGACAAGACUGGCGCUCCCAUGUGGAGGAGUGAUGUCCAGGCCUUCUUGGGAGUUUCUGCAUAGGUAUAAUGUGUAGGCCACAUGCUCUGUGAGACAGGGACUGAGAAAAUCCCGGGUUGUGUGCCAGUCUCCU